GACGUUAUAUAGGUUAGGCUGCUACGUUCUUCAUACCAGCCUGGAAAGGUAGUUUUGAAUCAGACGAAUGUCGGAGCCCUUUAUCGCUAGUUGAAGCAGUUAGAUAGUAUGUGUCCCAGGAAGCGAUGGAUCCCUGCAGAGCUUCGAAACAUGAUGCUGGUUCGCACUAUUAUCCUCGUAACACCUGGGGACUUCACAGCAGUAUGGCUGUUUUACAAGUGGGUGCUGCUGCACAGGCUAACCACGAGACCACAACCUCUUCAUAGAUCACAGCAGCCAACGGUUCAACAACUGAAAAUUCAGUCACAGUAUUAGUAUUCCAGCUUCUAGACAAGGCGUUGCUAUUAA
Molecule: messenger RNA, 348 nt
Organism: Parathielavia appendiculata
Lineage: Eukaryota; Fungi; Ascomycota; Sordariomycetes; Sordariales; Chaetomiaceae
Exons: 1
Coding region: 109-315 (68 amino acids)
Source: RefSeq, a predicted model, not a curated record